Rhinocladiella mackenziei CBS 650.93 is the source of this 2115-nucleotide messenger RNA. RefSeq lists its product as uncharacterized. The coding region runs from base 1 to 2115 and encodes 704 amino acids. Gene Ontology annotation, biological process: protein O-linked glycosylation. Lineage: Eukaryota; Fungi; Ascomycota; Eurotiomycetes; Chaetothyriales; Herpotrichiellaceae. The record is from RefSeq and is a predicted model, not a curated record. Gene Ontology annotation, cellular component: Golgi apparatus. Gene Ontology annotation, molecular function: alpha-1,3-mannosyltransferase activity. The transcript is spliced from 2 exons.
AUGCGAGUACCUUCAGGCAUGUUUACUCCACGGCAUGCGCCGCUGAAAGAGGGCCGCUCGUUUCCCGGCCUACCAUAUGCUGGACCUCCGAGACGGAAUCUCAGAUCACGACAUGGCGCUUUAAUACUUCUCGUCCUCAUAUGCAUUCCCUUGAUCUACUUCCUAACAUCAUCCGGAGCCGCCAGUUCGACGAUUCAAACCAGUCUACCAUCCGACAGGUCCAGGGAAUUUGUCACAGACCCCGAGGUGGUGCUUCGACCAAACCCCAAUGAAUCUCCCGGACGACAACAGUUCCCGCCGAACCAAGCUGGGGCCGAUCCGCCCGCGCCGGAGUCGCCUGACGCCGCACCUGUCAAAGAUUCAGUCCAGAAGGCCGAGCCACCACUGCAAAACCCCAAGGCUCCUGUGGCAGACCUGGAAGAUGAGGAACCAGCAACCUCGAGGGGAAAUGAUCGGAGUACUACAGCACCCAAGUCUUCUCCCAAAGGACCUGGUUCAGGAGUGUCGUCGCAGGAUUCCAUCUCAUUCAACGAGCGUCCCAAAUUCGAAAGAGCUCUCGCUCGCGUGAUCAGCUUGCUUCCUGGGGAGAUGGAAGGCCGAGAUUUACUCCGACAGGUUGAAGGAACCGGCAAGGAAAAGCUACGCGAAAUGGGUCUCCGAGUCCGAGAAUACAAGAAGUUUUUCGAGGCGUGGGAAGAUUUGCAUCUCACCUUUGACGAGGAAGGUGGCAGUUACAUUCGUGACGAUGUGAUUCAAUAUCUGCGACACCAUGUCCACAAGUCCUCCUCAGUCGACCUGGAUAAAACGGGACUGGCUCAAACCAUUCAUUCCUACGAAGCGUACCGGUAUUUCUUAGUCAAAUUCGGUCAACUGCUCUUCCCCUGGACGGCACCCUAUUUCCCCGACCACAUGACUCUUCACUCUCAUUUCAAGAAGGGCGGUCGAGGUAUCGUGCUCACGGCUGGCGACGACCAGGCGCCGUUUCUAUUAACGACCAUCCCGACGUUCCGAAAGCUAGGCUGCACGCUUCCCAUUGAGGUGAUGUACCUCGGCGAUUCCGAUCUCAGCGAAGAUUACCGGGCCGAUCUCGAGGCUAUCGAUGGCGUGAUCACUCGAGAUAUUGCACAAAUGGUAAACGACGAGGGCUGGAAGCUUGCGGGCUGGGCUGCGAAGCCUUUUGCUAUCCUCCAUUCAAGCUUCCGAGAAGUCUUGUUCAUUGAUGCCGACAGCCUAUUCUUCAAAAACCCCGAAAUUCUCUUCGACGAUCCCGCCUACCAAAAGACCGGAGCCCUCUUCUUCAGGGAUCGAUUAAUCAUGCCGGAGUCGAAGAAACGGUGGCUCCAGCAAAUUCUACCAAAGCCCAUCUCCAGACAAGUCAAGCAAAGUCGCUUUUGGACCGGUGACAGUGGCCACAUGCAGGAGUCGGGCGUCAUCGUGGUUGACAAGUGGCGUCACUUUAUCGCCCUGCUUUUGGUUACUCGAAUGAACGGCCCGGACAGAGACGGCAAUCGAGACGAGGGACGAGUCGGCAUCUAUGACAUGGUCUAUGGUGACAAAGAGACCUUCUGGAUCGGUUGGGAGCUCGUCGGCGACUUGGACUAUGCAUUUCACCAAGGUGACGCCGGCACUAUGGGCACCGUCCAGGAGGAUAAGAAUCGAGAGGAGGGACGAAAGGAGGGAAACCCCAACCGGAGGAAGAAGCAGAAGAAAAUCAUCCUCGACGACAACGGCGAAAUCAUCGAGAACCCCGAAGGCGAGGAAGGAUGGGAGGAAGUCGAAGCCGAAGAAGAAGACCCCGGGAAUACGGGACCGUCAAGUUAUACCAUUUGUUCUCCGCAAUUGUUGCAUCUUGAUUUGGAGGGCAAACCGCUCUGGUUCAACGGGUGGUUGCUCGAUAAUAAGUUUGCGGAUAGGAAACAGAAGAAAUUCGGCAAGUUUGAAACGUAUCUCAUUGAGCCGAGGGAUAUCAGGGAACCCGGCGCCUGGCAGUUGGAGGAGAGUAAUAUGUGUUGUUUGACGACGGAUCCGCCGUUGAAGAGGGAUUUCACACCGGAAGAAAGAGAGAUCUUAGAUAUGAUGAUUCAGCAGGCCAGAGAGGUUGGGAUUGCAGGUUGA